CGUUCUUACUCGAACUUCGUUUCUUGACCUACACGUGCACGCUAGCAAACAAUAUGCAGACAGUCAACUCAAACUUCGACAAUCUCUCAUCGGCCUCAGACAUCAUUGAUGCACUGCAGAACAUCCUGCGCUCACAAGUUUUUAUGCCAGACCUCGAUAUCCCAUACUCCCGAGCUAGCGUCCCGAAUAUCAACCACCCUACCAUCGAGCCCAACAGUGAGAGCAUCAGCGCCAUCCUCACCGAACGUCAGCAGCAGCUAGAUGCAGUGUUGCGCGACAUCUCAGGUCUGGAAACGGUCAUAGAUGGCAUCAAAAUUUUGCACCAGCAACUCGUUGAUCGAAAGGAGAAGAUCAUCCAGUCCAUGACUUUCCACAAGGGACUCAGAUCGGCUCUCUGGCGCUUGCCAACUGAAGUCUUAUCCCAAAUUUUUCAUCAAUGUCUUCCGGAAGACAAAUACUUGUCACCCGCCUCAAACCGGGCCCCCAUGCUGUUGACCAGAAUAUGCCGACCAUGGAGGGAUGUUGCUGUGGAUAUGCCUAGUUUAUGGUGCAGGUUGCAUGUGAACAUUAACAUCAACAAAGUUGGGCAAGAAGAAGAAGAGGAUUUCGACGACAGCGAUUAUAGCGAUGACAGUGACGACAGCGACUGGGAAGAGUCAGUUGUAGAAGUCGACAGAGCCUGGCAGCGAGCAGCUUUCUGCUAUGACUCAUGGCUCAAGCGAUCACAAGGACAUCCGCUCUCAUUAGUGCUCGGAUACUACCACUCAACCUGGCUCUUAAGAAGCCUUCUUCAGCCAUACAGCAAUCAAAUCCUGUCUCUCUCCAUAAAUUUUUCCCGACGAGCGGACGGGGUAGAAUCUUUGUUAAAAGACGUGCCAGCACUUCAAGAGCUGGUCACAAUAUGGAUGGGGAAUUCUACCAUUCUGACUAUGGCACAAUCUAUCUCACAAAUUCCGUCUACAAUGCGCGUUCUCGAUGUCAUGAAUUUGCCGUUCAACAUCCGUGGCGUAUCUUCUCUCAAUCCCGUAUGGGCCCACCUGACACAGGUCAAGAUCAACCUAACUCAUCCGGAUGCAUUUCUCCACUUGCUCCGUCUAUGUCCCAACCUCUCCUCUUUGACGGUUCUUACAAUAUUCCACGACCAACGGACCUUGGAGCCAUUCACACACACCAACAUCCAAUCCUUGUACAUGUCUUAUCAUAACUCUCGAAUGUUCCUAAUUUGUUUAGCUGGCCUGUUCGAUGCUUUAUCAUUCCCCAAUUUGCGUGUGUUUGAGGCUUACUGCGCUUAUAAUAGUGCAUGGCCUCAUGAGCAGUUGAUGAAUCUUUUUGCACGGUCAAAGUGUCCCCUGGAGCGCCUGAUUUUCGGUGGUCGGGUGACAGUGACGGAUGUGCCGCGAGCAGAGUAUGUUGCCCUUAUUCCUUCCCUCGACGUAGUAGUAAAUGUAUAA
This is a messenger RNA of Suillus subalutaceus, 1451 nucleotides long. RefSeq lists its product as uncharacterized. The record is from RefSeq and is a predicted model, not a curated record. The transcript has 3 exons. Gene Ontology annotation, molecular function: protein binding. NCBI's taxonomy places the organism in Eukaryota, Fungi, Basidiomycota, Agaricomycetes, Boletales, Suillaceae. Bases 54 to 1451 code for a protein of 465 amino acids.